This is a messenger RNA of Phaeodactylum tricornutum CCAP 1055/1, 774 nucleotides long. RefSeq lists its product with no specific name. The transcript has 2 exons. The record is from RefSeq and is a predicted model, not a curated record. Lineage: Eukaryota; Bacillariophyta; Bacillariophyceae; Surirellales; Neidiaceae. The annotation marks the transcript as partial. Gene Ontology annotation, molecular function: protein binding.
AUGCAGCACAUCUACCUCGGACCAAGCAACAUUACGUCGAGCAUUCCAGAGUCACUCUACCACUUGUCUCAUUUGACUCAUCUCUACCUCAACGAUUGCCAGUUGACGGGCACGCUUUCUGAAUCUAUCUCAAGUAUGACUUCACUACAAGGUUUAGGACUUCACAACAACUAUCUCAACGGGCCAAUUCCCACCACUAUCGGUAUUCUCGACGAUCUGCGCGUUUUGUAUUUGGACGAAAAUGCGUUGACGGGAACUAUUCCUACUUCGUUAGGCAAGCUGGAAAAUCUGGUCGAUCUACGCUUACGACGCAACCAUCUACGUGGGAGUAUCCCAACUCAACUUUCCAGCCUACGGGUCUUGCAAAUCUUGUACGCGGACAAUAACCAAUUGACUGGCACUAUCCCGGCCGGUCUCGGCAAUCUGUUGUUGUUGCGCGAGUUGCAGCUCUACCACAAUCGCUUAGAUGGAAUCAUUCCAGAGUCCUUUAGCUCACUCGUCCUUUUGGCUAUCCUCUAUCUCGACGGGAACUUGCUUUCUGGUUCCAUUCCAAACCUUUCCAAUUCUCGUUUUUUGGAAAGUAUCUACCUCUCUGAUAACGACUUGACCGGGAAUAUACCGCCUUCACUCGGCUCACUCCAAUACCUUAAGCAUACACUGGACGUAAGCGUUAAUCUUCUGGACGGUACCGUGCCCGAAACCUUGACGAGAAUGACUUCUGUGACCGAGGUCCGUUUACACAGCAACCACUUGGUCGGCUCCAUUCCUUUUGGA